AAAAUAUAAAACCUUUGCUCCGACCCAUCCUUUACUAAAACCUAAACUGUUUGUUUCUCUUUGAAACACACACACAACCACACAUAAUAGAAAUUGAAUAGAAAUCAAGAAGAAGAAGAAGAAAGAUGGGAAAAGAUGGUUGUUUAGCCAAAGUAACCGCCGGAGUCGCCGUCGGUGGUGCUGUUGGUGGCGCUGCCGGUGCUGUAUAUGGAACGUUUGAAGCUAUUAGAUACAGGAUCCCCGGUCUUAUGAAGAUUAGACACAUUGGACAAACAACACUUCGUAGUGCUGGAAUUUUUGGUCUUUUCCUGGGUGCUGGGAGCUUGAUACACUGUGGGAAGUCCUAUUGAGUCUUUUUGCAUAUUAAAAACAAUGAAACCGUAGUUGACUUUCAGAACAUGCUAGUGCUGAUGCGCACAAUUCUCUUAUUGACUUCAAUAACAAUCACGGCACUUUUGCUGCCUCUGUUUUUAUGUUCACAAGUUUUUGUUGGUUAAUGUUUGAGAAGCAAAACCACCCCGUUUGCCUCUGCAACAGUGGUGAUUUUGUCCUUCCCUGUUGAUGGUGGUGGGGGUGGUCCGGUGCCCCCCUAAAGCUUUGCAAGACCAGUGGUCUCAUGAUAUUAUGGUUGUCGUUUUGGGUUUUGACAUAAUACUACUUUUACAUGUUUUUUUAUCAUUCAAGAUAUUUUUGUUUUCA
Molecule: messenger RNA, 699 nt
Organism: Erigeron canadensis
Lineage: Eukaryota; Viridiplantae; Streptophyta; Magnoliopsida; Asterales; Asteraceae
Product: reactive oxygen species modulator 1
Exons: 3
Coding region: 126-350 (74 amino acids)
Biological process (GO): protein import into mitochondrial matrix; protein insertion into mitochondrial inner membrane
Cellular component (GO): TIM23 mitochondrial import inner membrane translocase complex
Source: RefSeq, a predicted model, not a curated record